This is a messenger RNA of Triticum turgidum subsp. durum (durum wheat), 945 nucleotides long. Lineage: Eukaryota; Viridiplantae; Streptophyta; Magnoliopsida; Poales; Poaceae. The record is from the annotation of a GenBank genome assembly.
AUGGAGUUGGGUAGUAGUGCUACCAUGUCUCGAGAGCUGGUCGUCCUAGCGUUCACGUACGUGCUUGUCCACUAUCUCACAGGGGUCAUUCUCCGGAGCAAACGGGCGUCGCUGCCUUUGCCACCCUGCCCGCGGGGCUACCCGGUGGUUGGAGCGCUGCCCCUGCUGGGCCGGGCACCGCACCGAGCACUCGCAGCCCUGGCUAGGCUGCACGGCCCCAUCAUGCACCUGACCCUUGGAAGGCAAGGCCUCGUCGUCGCUUCCACGCCAGAGUCGGCGCGCCUCCUGCUCAAGGACCACGGCGGCAGCUUCCUCGACCCCCCGGUGGACGACGGCGCGCCAAAGGUGCUGGCGUACGGCGCCCAGGACCUUGUUUUCGCGCCCUAUGGCCCCAAGUGGCGCCGCCUGCUCCGGGAGUUCAGCGCGGGCCUCCUUGACCCCAAGGCGCUCGCCGACUGGGCCGACACGCGCCACGGGGAGGUCGGCCGUAUGGUCCGUGCGAUGAGCCGGCGGGGCGAGGCAUUGGAGGUACCGGAGUUUCUGUUCGGCGCAAUGGCAAACAUGAUUGGACAGGCGGUGGUGGGUCGGCGAGUGCUCGACGAGGCUGGCGGCGAGGCCACGAGGGAGUUCAAGGAGAUGGUGGUGGAGCUGAUGACCACGGCGGGGUUGGUGAACAUCGGCGACUUUGUGCCGGCAGUAGCAUGGAUGGACCUGCAGGGACUCGGCCGGAGGAUGCGGCGGCUAACAACAAGGCUGGACAGGGCCUGGAGCCGGUUGCUGUCCGAUCACGAGGUGGCCAUGGCUAACAGGAAGCAAGACGGGAGGCGCCGUACAAACCUUGUCGACCGGCUGAUCGCAUGUCGUGGCCAUGCGGAGGACGGGGGGACGGCGUCACAGACCUCAACAUCAAAGCUGUACUUAACGUACGUACUCCAUCACCUCUAG